AUGGAUGAGGAUGAUUCUGGUUUCAGUGGAAUUGUUAAAAUUUCAAACGUCAGCGAUUUUAUUACUCCUUCACAGGCAUGCAUCUUACCACUUCAGUCGAAACAAUCAGAUAUGAAAGUUCGAAUCCAAGCUAGAAGUCGAUCUAAGAAGGUUAAUGGUGAUGCAGUAAAUAAAGUAGUGGUUACAUUAAAUGACUGCUUGGCAUGUAGUGGUUGUAUUACAAGUGCGGAAACGAUACUUGUUAAGGAACAAUCGAAACCGAAAUUCUUGGAGGGUUUGGCAAGCGCACAAUUGAGCGUAAUGACCGUUUCGCCGCAAUCAAUAGCAUCCAUUGCUUAUAAACGUGGUUGUCAGACGUCAGAAGCAGCAAGACUGAUUGCCGGAAUUUUUAAGAAUAUGGGAAUGAAAUAUGUCCUUGAUUCGAGCUUUGGAAGGCUGUUAACGUUGUCACUUUCUUAUGAUGAAUUUAAGGAAGCGCAUUUGCAGCGACCAAUUUUUACGGGUGUUUGUCCAGGUUUCGUGUGCUACGCGGAGAAAACUCAUGGAACAUUACUUAUCCCUCAUAUUAGUCGUGUGCGAUCACCGCAAGCCAUGAUGGGCGCACUUGUGAAAGACUAUCUAGCAAGGAAGUUUGACGUGAAGCCGGAAAAGAUAUUUCAUGCCUCUGUUAUGCCAUGUUUUGACAAGAAACUUGAAGCUGCGCGCUCGCACUCCGGAAAUUACUCCGACUGCCGUGAAGUUGACUGCGUUCUAAGUACAGGGGAAGUGGAUGGAAUUUUGGAUGAAUAUAACGCAACAGAGAGUUUUUUUGCGUCUGAAAAAGUGGGUUGGCUAAAUGCAUUGGAGAAUGGGAAGGUAAUAAGUUCGGAGGGAGGCUCUUCGGGUGGGUACGCUGAAUACAUUGUGAAGAGAUUUGUUGCAGAAUCAGAAAAGCCAUUGGAAUUGAAGAGAACCAUAAAGGACAAAAAUUGGGAAAUUAUUGAAGCAGUAGAUGGUGAAACGAAGAUGCUAUCUGUGGCAAAAUGUUAUGGAUUUCGUAACAUCCAGAUUCAUGUACAAAAAUUGAAGCGUUCAAAAUGUGAUUAUGAUUACGUUGAAAUCAUGGCUUGUCCAUCAGGAUGUAUUAAUGGCGGCGGUCAAAUCCGUGGUGCCUCCACUGAAGAAAGAAAAAAGAUCUUAGAUGCAAUCGAACUAUCAUGUUCGGAUGAUAAUUCAGAAAUGGAAAAAGAACUAGAACGUGUAAAAGAAGAGUGGUCAGUACUGAAUCCAGACUGGAUGAAUUUACUUUAUACGAAGUACUAUGCAGUGGAGAAAAGUGCUGAAAGAAUAAGUACGAACUGGUAA
Molecule: messenger RNA, 1344 nt
Organism: Loa loa (African eye worm)
Lineage: Eukaryota; Metazoa; Nematoda; Chromadorea; Rhabditida; Onchocercidae
Product: cytosolic Fe-S cluster assembly factor
Exons: 7
Coding region: 1-1344 (447 amino acids)
Biological process (GO): iron-sulfur cluster assembly
Cellular component (GO): cytosolic [4Fe-4S] assembly targeting complex
Molecular function (GO): 4 iron, 4 sulfur cluster binding
Source: RefSeq, a predicted model, not a curated record